This is a messenger RNA of Theileria equi strain WA, 1380 nucleotides long. RefSeq lists its product as hypothetical. NCBI's taxonomy places the organism in Eukaryota, Apicomplexa, Aconoidasida, Piroplasmida, Theileriidae. The transcript has 5 exons. The coding region runs from base 1 to 1380 and encodes 459 amino acids. The record is from RefSeq and is a predicted model, not a curated record.
AUGGAGUGUAAGUUGCGAGAUAUUUCACAGGAACCGAAGGUAUUUCGGGAAGAACAGCUGCAAAAAUGUGUUUUUGGUAAAAAUGCAUUUAUCCUGGAUGAUAGCUUCAAUGGUACCACGAUUUUUGUACCAUGGAGACUUCAUAAACCCAUAGAAGAGCUUUUCCAGAGCUACGCAGACUCUGGUGUUAUGCAUACUGAUCAGUUUAUCAGCCUGGUGGACAAGGCUUCAUUGUUCCCAACAUUUCAGAAUAAGCGCAAGAAGGAAGAUAUUGUAAAUGUAAUACUCGAAAGAACCAACAAAAAUGACCAGGGACUACUUUUUGAGGACUUUUUGUUUGCUUUGCAUUUACUUGCUCGAUACAGAGCAUCUGUACUUCGUUUGACUGUGCAAUCUUCAUUCAAUCACAUGCUGUCUAGCCUCAUCAAUCUGAACAAGGAAAAAGAGACCUCUGAACCCUCGGAUACAAGUACUGCUGGAAAGGUGGAUUCUCUACCUCAAUCUAGAAAUUCGAGUAUAGAUUCUACUGUUAGAACAGAAAACGAAUCCCAGUCACAAGAGGAACCAGCUGAAACUCAAGAUGCGGAGUCCGUCACGGAUACAAUUACAGCAAAGGAUCCUAUUGAAAUUUUGCGUUCUAAAUCAAAAGAUCAUUCAUCAUCCGCAUAUAAAUCUCUAGAGAUUCACCUUUCUGAGCUUAUAAAGGCACUUAACGACAGCGGAGUGCAUGCAGAAAAUCGCAACUUACAGGAGAGGUUAAAUGAAGAAAUGGAGCUUAGGAGGAACGCUGAAUUGGAUUCAAUGAAUAGGCAACGUAAGCUUGAAGAGGAGUCGUUAGAAGUUAAAAAGGAUCUACUUUCAAAAGAAUCAUCUAUAUACAGUUUGGAGCGCACUGUAGACAACCUAAAGGAGGAAUUAGAACGCUUAACAGCUAUGAAGGAAGAAUCCGAAAACAAACUGAACAUAAUCAUAUCUGAUUUGGAGAAGAAAGUUGGUGACUUAGAUAACGAGCUGGAACGACGUAAAUUGGAGGUGAAACUCAAGCAGGAAAUGCAGGAGAAAUUGAUUUUGGAUUCGGAAGAUGAGGUUAAGCUCUUUUCCAUUUUCUGCGUAUAUAGAGAUGAAUUACCUGUUAAUGGCGAAUUUGUUGUAUCUGAGAAUAGUUGUAUAGCAUUUUGUCUCGACUUCGGCUUAGGUGAUUCAGAUUCACCGAGAGAAUCACAUGCGGAACCGAAAGCAAAACAAGCGUACGACAAGGUUUCUGGACAAUCUGUAAAUGGCCACUUAACCUAUAUAUUAUUCAAGGAAUUUCUCAUGCAGCUUUCUCUAUUAUUUAAACCAGAGUUAACCCCCAGGGAAGGAUUUAAAUUUAUUGUCUAG